This is a messenger RNA of Thelazia callipaeda (thelaziosis nematode), 945 nucleotides long. The record is from the annotation of a GenBank genome assembly. NCBI's taxonomy places the organism in Eukaryota, Metazoa, Nematoda, Chromadorea, Rhabditida, Thelaziidae.
AUGACUACCAAAAGGAUCACAUUUAAAUCUUCAAAACUUUCAUCUGCUGCCGAUCAAUUAUGGUUGGCUAGCAAAAAUGGUUUUAAAGCCGAUGAAAAGAGUAUCAAAUUAGAUUUGGGUAAAACACUUACUAAAGAUACACCUGAAGUACGCAUAGCAGAUUUCGAAGAGACAUGUGCUACUGGGUCGUUUAUAUUUGGCUCUAAAAUGUCGGAGAAAGUUAUCAUCAAUAAUGAAGACAAGGAAACAAAAAAAAGUACCACUGUCAGUUGCGCUGGUGAUGGGUUUACACAACUUGAUACUAAAGAUGCAACUCCAAAAAGUGUAAUGCAAGUUUUCGAAGAAAUUAAACAGAAAGGAGCUGCAUCAUCUUUUAUUAUUAGUGAUAAAGGAAGUUCAAUCUCAACGGAUUCAUUUCCUGCGUCAUCAACUUCACUUACUAAACUAAAUAAACCAAUCGAGGCGCAUGAAAAGAAUGCCGUAGUUUCAUCAAAAUCAAAUGUUUUUACUGGUGAGGAAGGUGAAGUAAAUAUAUAUCGUGCCAUGUGCAAGUUACAUUCGUUUGACAGUCGAACUAAAUCAUGGAAAGAGUGUGGCCUGUCUUGUUUGCAUAUUAACCAAUAUGGCCUUGAGUUUCCUCCUACAUAUCGAAUUGUUGGUCGUGGAAUGGGUAAUCAGAGAGUAAUAUUGAACUCGCAAAUAUUUUCGGAUAUGAUCGUAGAGAAGGUGUCAAUGAAACGAUUGAAGUUUUCAGCUACAGCUCCUGAUUCAGAAGUCCCAGUGCUCUUUCUUGCAUCGGCGUCUGAAUUUGUGACGACACAACUUCACGAAAUUCUGUUUCGAAUUGUAGAAGAAAAGAAACGAGUAAGUCGUAAGAGGAGGGUAGGGAAUAGCAGCUUAGAUCCGGUCCCUUCAGAAUCAAGUAAAGAAAUCAGAAAAAACUAA